Messenger RNA from Paramuricea clavata, 3716 nucleotides. The record is from the annotation of a GenBank genome assembly. Lineage: Eukaryota; Metazoa; Cnidaria; Anthozoa; Malacalcyonacea; Plexauridae.
AUGAUCGGAGACUUUAACCUGCCAUCUGUUAAAUGGUCGAGUUAUGAAAAUGUUCCUGUGAAUACCGGAGGGUCCAAUGAGAAUGAAGCAUUUUGCGAAAUGGUGGACGACAACUUCCUUCAACAGUUUAUAUCUGGUCCCAUCCACAUCGCUGGUAAUAAACUCGACCUUUUGCUAUGUAAUUCUCCAGAAAUCAUCGGUGACGUUUCUGCAUUCCUUCCUGAAUGUUUCCCAACAGAUCAUUACGUCGUGGAAAUUGAUGUUCAACUGAAGUUUAAAAGAGCUAAGCCAGUUAAACGCCGAGUUUUUGACUACAGGAACGGUAAAUUUGAUGAGUUGCGCAAUUUCCUCACGAGAAAUCCCAUUAAUAUUACUCCCACCGAUGAUAUUGAUAACUACACAGCCAGAAAUCUCACAGGCCUGUCGCAAGCUGUUGAUUUUACCGGCUUGCGGCAAGUUGUCAACAAGUCGCGACAGGUCUGUUGGUUUCGUCAGGCGGUAACAGGCUUGCGGGAACAGGUCUGUCGCAAGCUGCUGACAACAGAGCCGUAGCGACUUGUUGAAACAACCCGCUACAAACCUGUUACUAACAAGAGUAAUAUCAUGAUUGCGGGUAUUCCCUUUGUUCUCGCAGGGCAAUUAAUGACUAAUACACCUCAUUAUAUUCAUUUUUUCUAAUCCUACCCGCUUUUACGUCAUGUCAGGUAGAAUUAGUUGUAAUCCUACCCGAAACGACGUCAAAGCGGGUACGAUUAGAAAAAAUGAAUAUAUCUGAAAUCGCCAAAACUAAACAAAGACAUGGAAAACAAUUAUACCAUUUAAUUUAUACCAUUAUUUAUUGUUAAUUGGUUUUUAAUGGCCCUGCGAGAACAACGGGAAUACCCGCAAUCUAUGAUAUUACAAGGUAAUAGCAUAGAAAGAGGCGAAUUAGCUAUUGAAAACGUCCCGCCCGAUGAGGGUCGUUUAGUAAAAUUCCCUUGGGCGCCGCUCCCUCGGGAAUUUUACUAAAUGACCCUCAUCGAGCGGCGCCCAAGGGAAUUUUACUAAACGACCCUCAUCGGGCGGGACGUUUUAAUAGCUAAUUCGCCUCUUUCUAUGCUAUUACUUAUAAAUAACAGGUCUGAUAGAACAACUUGCAGCAAGUCUGUUGAAAUCAACAUGUCUGUUCCAACUUGUUCCAACAGACCUGUCGCGAGUUGUUUUUGUCAAGUCUGCAGCAAGCUUGUUACCAGACCUGCGACAGACCUGUCCACAACAAACAAUUUUUGUCCUGUCAGAACAAGUUUCAACAUGCCUGUUGUUGGGAAACAAAUCGGAAAUGUGAGUAAAGAGAAAAAUCGCACGAAAUCGACACGUCCGGCUUCACUUUCUCAUUCAAGGCAAUAUUAAAUCACAUGCAGAGGAGAUGAGGCUAUGUGCACACGGUAACGUUUUCGAGCGUUUCCACGCUAAAACGGAUGCAAACACUAUCAAUUUACAACAGAAGCUGUAGUUUAUUUAAUAUAUUGGAGAUAUAUUUUCCUUUGGAUCGUGUGAACAGGGUGUCAAAACGAUUAAAGGAAAAAAAGGUUUUGAAAACGCUGGAAAACGACGCCCGUGUGAACAUAUCCUAAGUAUCUACUCUGUGAUUAAAUGCAAAAGCCGCUGUUUUUAACUUUUUAUAUUUUUAAAAAAUAAUUCCGAUUUCCAAAAUCCAAAUUCCAAUUUGCUGACGUGUGCUAUCGUUAUAUUUCUUUAAUCUGAUUGGAUAAAGCCGUGUGCACACGUCAUCAUUCCUCGUUGCAAUUGGACGAAAUAUUACAAACAUAUCAAUCACGUAAUCAUGUUUAUAGUUGUUUUUGAAUUUUGAGCCAAACAAAAUUUCAACAACUGCCUCAAACAAAAUCAAACAAGUUCAAAGCUGUUUUGAUUUUUGAAGAAACUGUGGCAAUGAGAAUACAAGAUCUAGAGCUUAAGAAAUGAAAAAUACAUGAGCAACCGAGUGUUCACUGCAACGUUCUUCAUUGUUCAAAUGAAUAUGAAAUUCGUUAUAUACAAUGAUUUCUUUCCAAUUUCAAGUGAAAUCAGCCAGCGAGGAAGACGCCUUAUUGAAGCUUUGUGUUAUUGUAUGUACUAUUUUGAAGAAAAAUAUGCAAGUAGGUUGUCAUAUUUCGGUCGUACUUAAAGACCAAUUAAUUUUGAAAAUUGUUUACGAUAAGAACCUUUCUUGAAUUUGUCGUAUUUUUUCGGCUGUUUUGCUCAAAAAUUAUCUUGCAAGUUUGUUUAUAAGUGUUCAUAAUUAUGAAAGUCUGGCUAUUUCACGAAACACUACAACCGAAAUAUGGCAACCGGUUUGGCCGUUUUUUUGUUCAAAAUAGUGAAUACACAAGCUUCAUAAGGUCCUUUCCUCGGUUUGCAACAGGUCUGUCGCAAGUUGUUGAAAACAGCAUUGCUGCAGCUCUGUCAACAACUUGCGACAGGCCUGUUGAAAACAGGUACAAUCUUGACACAUUUGUACAAUCUUGACACAUCCAAAGCGUGUGGUCCCGACGGCAUUCCAACUCGUCUUCUGCAAGAAUGCAGCAUCCAAAUUGCACCCAGCAUUUGUGAACUAUUCAAUCAUUCGCUGCACACCGGUCAGAUCCCUUCUGAAUGGAAAUCUGCCAAUGUUACGCCUAUCCACAAGAAAGAGCGUAAAGAACCAGCCGAAAAUUAUAGACCUAUUUCUUUGCUCCCCAUCCUUGGAAAAGUUCUAGAACGUGGCGUGUGUUUCAGACUUUACGAUCAUGUCAAACAUCUCAUCACCAAAUUUCAACAUGGUUUCCUCAGACAACGUUCAUGUGUCACCCAGCUCCUAUCUGUUCUUCAUGCUAUCGGACAAUCUCUCGACAAGAACACCCAAACAGACAUCGUUUACCUAGAUUUUGCAAAGGCAUUUGACACUGUUGACCACAAUAUUCUUCUCCACAAACUUAAACAGUAUGGCGUAUAUAUCAGGACAGUUGUAUGCAUGGUUCGAAGACUAUCUGAGCGGUCGUUGUCAACGAGUUGUGGUAGAUGGAGUUGCAUCUUCCUGGGCACCUGUAACAUCUGGUGUGCCAUGCACAAGGAAGUAUCCUAGGACCUGUUCUGUUUGCGAUCUUUAUAAACGAUCUUCCAAAUGUACUACCAGACGAGACCUCGGCAGCAUUGUAUGCAGAUGACACCAAAGUGUACAAAUCAAUUAAAUCGGAAGAUGACUGUCAAAUUCUGCAACACGCCUUGACCAGCCUUGAAUGUUGGAGUCAUGAUAACAACCUAGAUUUCAACCAGUCGAAAUGUAAGGUGCUGACCAUCACACGAAAAAAGACUCCUCUUGUGCAUGUCUACCACGUGAAUUCAAAGGAACUCUUGCGUGUGGAUAAAGAGAAAGACCUUGGUGUUUGCAUCAGUGCCAACUUCAGUUGGGAUGUUUACAUCCACACAAUCACGGAUAAGGCUAACAAGAUGCUCGGGCUGCUUAAACGAACUUGCCCUCUUUUGAGAGACAAAACAGUACGACGAAGGCUGUAUCUCUCGCUUGUUAGAUCUCAGCUAUGUUACGCUAGUGAAGUUUGGUCUCCACACACUGUCAAACUCAAGUCUAGAGUCGAAAGCGUCCAAAGAAGAGCAACCGCGUGGAUACUACAAUCCAAGCAUGGCGAAAUGACAUACCAACAACGGCUAAUGAAUCUCAACCUGCUCCCCCUCUGCUAUGA